AACACUCUCAAACACAUUCACACUCUCGGUGGAGAGCAGAGGGGACGCUGUCUCUGUUCUGGACUGACAGAAGCUCUGCUUUCCUCCUUGCAGUCUUUCGAAAUCGCUCAUGAAUUCCCUCGCGUAAAGCGGCGCGAGCGUCCGUCCUCUUCCGUCUACACGGGUUAAAGAAAGAAACCUCCUCGCCAUGAACGGCAUGAGCAGUUGCGGUUUCCUGAAUAUGGCGACGACUGGAGACUUCGACCCUCUCAACGCUACUAUUCCUGCUACAAAAGUUGAGAUUACAGUCUCGUGCAGAAAUCUGCUUGACAGAGACACAUUUUCCAAAUCAGAUCCAAUCUGUGUGCUGUACACCCAAGGCAUUGGCAACAAAGAGUGGCGAGAGUUUGGGCGGACGGAGGUUAUUGAUAACACUUUGAACCCGGAUUUUGUGCGGAAAUUUAUAUUGGACUACUUCUUUGAAGAAAGACAGAACUUAAAGUUUGAUCUGUAUGAUGUCGAUUCCAAGAGCACCAACCUUUCAAAACAUGAUUUCCUUGGCCAGGCCUGUUGUACGUUGGGAGAGGUGGUGGGAUCAUUGGGUGGUCGUAUGGAGAAGGCUCUUGGGGGGAUUCCAGGGAAGAAAUGUGGGACGAUUAUUGUGAAGGCCGAGGAGCUUAGCAACUGCAGGGAGUCUGUGAUGAUGCAAUUUUGUGGCAACAAACUGGACAAAAAGGACUUCUUUGGCAAAUCGGACCCCUUCUUAGUGUUUUAUCGCAGCAAUGAGGAUGGAACAUUUACCAUUUGCCAUAAGACAGAGGUGGUGAAGAACACGCUGAACCCUGUGUGGCAAGCCUUUAAAAUCUCCGUCAGAGCUCUUUGCAACGGCGAUUUUGACAGAACGAUCAAGGUUGAAGUGUAUGACUGGGAUCGGGAUGGCAGUCAUGACUUCAUUGGAGAAUUCAGCACAAGCUACAGAGAGUUGUCAAGAGGCCAGUCACAGUUUAACGUGUAUGAGGUCAUAAACCCUAAGAAGAAAGGCAAAAAGAAAAAAUAUCUCAACUCUGGAACUGUGACAUUGCUAUCGUUUCUCGUUGAUACUGAAGUCACCUUCCUGGACUUCAUCAAAGGCGGGACUCAGAUUAAUUUCACAGUGGCGAUUGAUUUCACAGCUUCUAAUGGCAACCCAGCGCAACCCACUUCCCUCCAUUACAUGAAUCCCUAUCAGCUCAACACCUACGCCAUGGCACUCAAAGCCGUGGGGGACAUCAUACAGGACUAUGACAGUGACAAGAUGUUCCCUGCACUGGGUUUUGGAGCCAAGCUGCCUCCUGAUGGGAGAAUAUCCCAUGAGUUUGCCCUGAACGGAAACCCUCAGAAUCCAUAUUGCAAUGGUAUUGAUGGAGUCAUGGAGGCAUAUUACCAGAGUCUAAAAUCUGUUCAGCUCUACGGUCCCACCAAUUUCUCACCUGUCAUUAACCAUGUAGCCAGAUACGCUGCCUCAAUAAAGGACGGAUCACAGUACUUCAUCCUCCUCAUCAUCACGGAUGGAGUGAUAUCAGAUAUGGCCCAGACAAAGGAGUCCAUUGUCAAUGCUGCAUCUCUUCCCAUGUCAAUUAUUAUUGUUGGAGUUGGACCAGCCGAGUUUGAUGCCAUGAUCGAGUUGGAUGGUGAUGAAGUCAGAAUCUCAUCGAGGGGCAGAUAUGCUGAGAGAGACAUCGUACAGUUUGUUCCAUUCAGAGACUACAUUGAUCGCACUGGGAAUCACAUCCUCAGCAUGGCCCGCUUGGCCAAAGAUGUUCUUGCAGAGAUCCCAGACCAGUUCCUAUCCUAUAUGAGGACCAGAGGAAUCAAGCCGUCUCCCGCUCCCCCUCCGUACACACCCCCAGGACACCCGCUGCAAACUCAGAUCUAAAAUGGGCCCAGGAGCGAGCCUUGCAGUAUCUCAGAAUCGCUUUCUCAAUCGCUCAGUGAGAUGAAGUUUUCCUCAGCUCUCAGCUUUUUCUGUCCCUUUCUCUUUGCACUAUUGGGGCUGUAGAUGAACAACAUGGUUAGACAGGGUUCUGAGAACAGGUUUACUUCCAUUACAGGCAUUCCCUGUCAGGAUGUCUCUCAGUUUCACUCAUUGUCUCUUAAUGCCUGGCUAGCUCGUUUCUGAUGGCCAAACUGUAGAAUGAACUUCGCAUUUCUGGUUAACUCUGAAAAGAAGUAUAGAUAUGUGAAGGUAAGGAAAGGCUAAAAAUUGAGCUGACAAUAUUGCUCCCUGUCUCAGAACAGCAGAGCAGCUUCCUCUUCCUCAGACCAGGAAAAGGCUAACAAAUCACCAGUCACAAACAGACUGUUGUAAAUAACUCUUGAAGUAGACUUCUUCCGUCAUUUCUUAUCUCUUCCUAUUCUUUCUUCUCUGAGAUCUCACUCAAUGUUUACAUGUUGAUGAUUUUCUUACUGUUGGAUCUAACUUUUAUAAGCGUAUAUCUUUAACAUGAACUUUGCCGUGCAAAUAUUCGCAGUGUGUUAUCUUUGCCAUGCCUAUCAGGUCGCAGGGGCUGGUGUUGCUGCGGAAAACCACAAUUCUUGCAUGGAAAUGGUGUGCUCAGGCAUGCGAUGCAUGUUGUGCAGCAUUCAUGUUAUUUAGCCUUUUCUCAUUCUCUCUUUUCUCUCGCUCACUUUCUCCUAUUUUGUUUUAUUUUUGCCCUGGCACAAGCACAAUAGAUGGGCACCAUUGUGUAUAAAGAACCUCAUAGGACUCAAUGUGUUUCAUUGCAUUUAAAUCUGAGCAGCUGCUCUCAAAUAAGAGCCCAGUGGUCAAAAACACGGAUGCCAUUGUUAUUUUCUGUCUUAAAACUUUGUGUCUUAUGGAUGUUUUGUAAUUUUCUGUUGAUUUGGUGAUUCUGUAUUAUGUUUUUCCAUUAUUAUGUAUAUUCAUCCAUUAUAUUUAAUCAUUACCUGGUAGAGUUGCCCAAAGAUAGUGUCAAAAAAGCACAAAGAUAAUUACGAAAUCCUUCAUUUUGGAUUUCUUUGAGAAUAUUUAAGUGUCAAAACCGGAUAAGAUGCAGAAUUAUACGCCAAAUUUAAGUUGA
Carassius carassius (crucian carp) is the source of this 3059-nucleotide messenger RNA. RefSeq names its product copine-8. The coding region runs from base 188 to 1894 and encodes 568 amino acids. The record is from RefSeq and is a predicted model, not a curated record. The transcript has 20 exons. Gene Ontology annotation, biological process: cellular response to calcium ion. Gene Ontology annotation, molecular function: calcium-dependent phospholipid binding. NCBI's taxonomy places the organism in Eukaryota, Metazoa, Chordata, Actinopteri, Cypriniformes, Cyprinidae. Gene Ontology annotation, cellular component: plasma membrane.